AGGUACAGGUAAGACAAUCAGUCAGUUUGUCUCUGCACAUAACUGUGAACAAUUCUGUGAAUUUAACACUUUCUAUACUGCCUACAAUGAACCAUAUAUUACAGGCUCUAUAGACAAGACCGUAGAAAGAGCAAACGUCAAGCAAGUGGAUGGAAAGCAUGUCAGCUAAUAACCAGACAACCAAUACAGUUGUGAAAGAGUUUUUCAUUCUGGGUUUCCUUGGACUACAGCCGGAAUACUACAACCUGAUUGCUGCAGUUUUCUUGGGCAUCUAUGUAACUGUGGUAGUGGGUAACUCAGUGUUUGUGUUGAUGAUUGUCAUUGAACCAAGCCUGCAAAAGCCCAUGUACAUCAUCAUGAUGAAUUUAGCUCUGGCAGAUAUUGGGUUUUGCACUGUAGUGCUGCCUAAAAUUGCUGUCCGUUACUUGUUUGAUGAUGGAUCCAUUUCUUUCCAUGUUUGUAUGUUUCAGAGGAUGCUUAUCCACUAUUUUUCAAACGUUGAUUUACUUGUAAUGACAACCAUGGCUUUAGAUCGAUAUCUGGCAAUCUGCUUUCCCCUCAGAUAUCCUGUUUUAAUGACCAAUCGAACUAUGAUCCUCUUAACAGGGUUUUCAUGGACAAUUUCCAUGAUUAUUCCUGCCAUUAUCACAAUACUGGCCUCACAGAUGCCUUUCUGUGGACCAAAUCUCAUUAUCCAUUGCUAUUGUGACACAUUGUCUUUAUAUAAUCUAGUUUGCUCUGAUGUUAGCUUCCAGAGCUAUGUUUUCACCUGUUUAGUUAUGUGUGUGAUUGCACUAACUCUCACUGUCAUAAUCUACUUUUACAUCAAUAUUGUGGUGUCUAUAAUCAGAACAGCAAAUAAUCAUAGCAGAGUGAAAGCCUUCUCUACCUGUGCCACACAGCUAUGCAUUAUCUGCAUCCAUUAUGUGCCCCGUUUUGUUGUUUUCACAGCACCUUAUCUACCCAAUGUGAUAUUUGAUAUCAAUCAGAGACUUGCAUUUACUUUGUUUUAUUGGUUAUUCCCACCACUAGUAAACCCAUUCUUAUACUUUUUUAGGGCCAAAGAGAUACGAAAACUGUUCUUCAAAUGGUGCAUCAGUGCACAGAAAAAUAGAAGGGGCCACAAAAUCAAUAUUUUGUCAGUGUUCAAAUGAGGUUCUCCUUACACUUUACAUAUUGGUUUGAUUUAUCAAUGUAUCAAUGUUUAUUUACAGGAAGCUGAAGUCUCAUUUAAGUUUGUGCCCUGUAUAAAUGACAUAAAAGUACAUUCAUAUUGUGAAUGAAGUUUGAUGAUGUAAGUUUAUAUUCAACAACUGGCGCUGCACGUUGCAUACAGUGUCAGAAAUUACAUACACAAUUCAUUUUAUAAUGAUUAAUGACUGACCAUUGUUUGAAGCUAAUGUGUCACAUUUUAACAUACUACAUUUACAUAAAUGGUAAAUUACACAUACAA
This is a messenger RNA of Astyanax mexicanus (Mexican tetra), 1453 nucleotides long. Its product is annotated as olfactory receptor 2AT4-like. Gene Ontology annotation, cellular component: membrane. Lineage: Eukaryota; Metazoa; Chordata; Actinopteri; Characiformes; Acestrorhamphidae. Gene Ontology annotation, molecular function: olfactory receptor activity; G protein-coupled receptor activity. Bases 150 to 1154 code for a protein of 334 amino acids. The record is from RefSeq and is a predicted model, not a curated record. The transcript has 2 exons. Gene Ontology annotation, biological process: G protein-coupled receptor signaling pathway.